AUGAGAUUGUGGGCGUUUUUAUUACUCGGCGUAGCCGGGAGCAGCGUCGCGACUAUGGUUCCCAUAGACACCCCAUCCUCGUUGCGUUUGGAUACAGGAAAACCGGAGUGGUCCUGGCAAACCGAGGACCUUCCAUCAUCCAGCGGACCAGGGAACAAAAGAGAAGUGCCAGAAACGAGUGCGAAUACGAAUGCAGAGCUAAUCGUCGAAGGAAACGCCCAACCAUCGGUGGAAUCCGUGAUCGAGGAAAUUCUCGUUUCUAAUCGACAGGGUCGCAACAUCGAGGGCUACGAUCAAAUAUAUUCCGACCCCAACGUGAAGAACGCCCUUCAACUUGGGAACGAUACGAUCGCUAGAUCGUACAUCAGAGAUAAACUAUGCUCGCUGGGAUUAAUGAACUGCGAGAAUGUCGAAGGACGUCGACCUUACUACUCUCCCCAUCGCGGUAUACAUCCUCAGGAUAUAAUUUACGCUCAACCUGUCACAAUCAAGCCAGUCGGAAGACCACUGCCAGCUAUCCCGGUUAAACGACCCUACGGAGUUUCCCUAAAACCCGGCCCACCCUCUCCUGGCUUUAUCUCCUCCGGACCACCCUCGGAAGUGAUCUACGGAUCAGCAGGAGCGGCGCAUCCACCGAUUUCGCAUUUCCCCCCAGGUUUAAUUGGUUCCUACCCCGGGUUCAAGAAACCGGGACCGAUUCCGUCGUUCGGAUCGAAGCCGGUGUUCGAAUCGGGGUUGUUGAACGAAGGAUUCAGUUAUGAUGGCAUCGACAAGAAACAAAUCUCGCUGAGACCUUCCCUUGGUUCCGAGGCUGUUCAACAACACGUUCAUCAUCAUUAUCAUCACCCGGAGGGCGCGGGUGGAUCCUCCUUCGUCCCGAGCACGAUAGGCCAGGGUGCCAGUUACGGAGCCGUUGGGACGAGCUUCGAAGAGGUUUCUAACGCCGGUGGCUUCCAAGAUUUCGACGACUAUAAAAAGGCGUUCAAAGUGAAAGGAACGAGCAACGAUGGAAAUGGUUUGAGUGGUUCCGUCUCGACGAACAAUUAUGCCGAACAGUAUCCCGUUUACGAGAAGCCAGCACGAGACUUUUCCUUCGGUAAAGCAGACGCUCAGAAGACUGGCAAGUACUUUUCUCCGGGUAAUUAUGUCUCUUCGAACGCGGUACAGAGUAACGUCAAUGAUUACACUGCUUCCGGAUCGGCGAACAAUAAUUAUUUCAACUCUUAUGGCAAUGGUAACAACAAUGGGAAUUUUGGAAAUGAUUUCUCCGCGGGCUUUGCCUCCGACUGCGUUUGCGUGCCAUACGAUCAAUGCCCUGGAGAACACGCUGGACGUAAAGACGAUCUUUUCCUACCCAUCGAUCCCCGUAAUUUAAAUAAGAAUAUCGAAUCGGAGAAUGCGGAGGUGGUCGUAAAUGGAACAUCUACGAUCGUCCGGGUGGCGAAGAGUACCGAGAUCGAUUCGAACGCUUCUUCGGAAAGCACUGGACAGGAAGAGACAGAAUCGCAGGGAAAUGUGAGGAGCAAGAGAGGAACCGAUGAAUCUGAGAACAUCGAGGGCAGGAAGAAGAGUAACGGUGAAGGGAGACUCGAUGCUAGCGAUCUGGACUCUUCGAAAUUAAACCUCAAGCCAACCUGGGGGAUCAGUUUCGGUCUACCUCAAACCGGUGGUUCGUACCCGAUAGGUCCUCACGGUGACAAUGUCCUGGUAAAUCCGUACAGAGGGUACGGUACGGCCGAUCAAGGUAUAAAUUUCGGCCUGGUUUCCGUGAAUCCUCUGCUAGCCGUGCAAUUCACCAAAGACGAAUACGGCGAGAAGGUGGUAAAACCGUUUGUCAAUCUCCACGUGACGCCAAAUCAGAAUCUCGUUCAGAAACUCGGUCAUCUGCUGUCACAAAAGAAGGAAACGCUGUUCGAUAAUUACGGGAAUAACUACGCGUCGCAUUACUAUCCCUCGAAACCAGUCGAGUUUCACGAGAAACCUCACUACGUGAAACCUCCUCGUUAUCCCCCUCAUCACUAUAACGGCCAUCACGAGACACCUUAUCCUCAUCACCACGAAUACUCCGAUUACUAUCGAGGCGACGACGACGAUUACGAUUACGAUUACGACGAGAAUUAUCACGGUUCCGCGCGUAGCAACGGUAACAAACAGUCCACAGGGAAAGUAUCAUUUCCGAGCCGAAGAAAACGCGAGGUGCAAUUAUCGAAAGAUGUAACCGAGAGACAGUUCCUCGGCGCUCCACGAGCUUGCGGGCCCGGUUACGUUUGCUGUUCGAAAAGGCAACCGAUGAGAAAACCACAGCCUGGACAGUGCGGAGUUAGAUACACUCAGGGUAUCAAUGGAAGAAUAAAAACUCCCUCGUACGUCGAUGGAGAUGCUGAAUUCGGCGAAUAUCCAUGGCAAGUUGCCAUUCUGAAGAAAGAUCCAACGGAGAGCGUCUACGUCUGCGGAGGAACUCUCAUUUCCUCUCGGCACAUCCUCACAGCUGCUCAUUGCGUGAAAACUUACGCUCCUCGAGAUCUCCGGGUACGACUCGGGGAAUGGGACGUCAAUCACGACGUCGAAUUCUAUCCCUACAUCGAACGAGACGUGGCAAGUGUCCAGGUGCAUCCGGAAUUCUAUGCAGGAACCCUUUACAACGACAUCGCGAUACUUAGGAUCGAUCACGACGUCGAUUUCCAAAAGAAUCCGCACAUCAGCCCUGCCUGUUUACCGAACACACGCGAGGAUUUCACGAGGAACAGAUGCUGGACGACCGGUUGGGGCAAAGACGCCUUUGGAGAUUUCGGGAAAUAUCAGAACAUUUUGAAAGAGGUCGACGUGCCUGUAGUGAGUAAUCAAAUUUGCGAGCAACAAAUGAGAAGAACGAGAUUGGGUCCGGGAUUUAAUCUUCAUCCAGGAUUCAUUUGCGCCGGAGGAGAGGAAGGAAAGGACGCGUGCAAAGGAGAUGGCGGUGGUCCGAUGGUUUGCGAACGAAACGGUCGUUGGCAACUCGCUGGUAUCGUGUCCUGGGGAAUCGGUUGUGGACAAUCAGGCGUUCCUGGUGUCUAUGCUCGCGUUUCUCAUUAUCUCGAUUGGAUUCAGCAAAUCGUGAAUCGUUAUUAACAUCCCCAUACAACUUGCCCUGAUUUUCAUUUCAAUGUAUUAUAAGAACGCGUAAUUAUUUGCGAUAGUUUGUAAGUGUGUAUAAUUUAAUUCCAAUGUAUUUGUUUUCCAUUUAAUUUACACGUGGGGUAUAGAAUGGAUUAAUUAUUCUUGUUGAACGUGAUUCGAAAUGUAUUCGGAUCGUUGAGU
Molecule: messenger RNA, 3297 nt
Organism: Osmia bicornis bicornis
Lineage: Eukaryota; Metazoa; Arthropoda; Insecta; Hymenoptera; Megachilidae
Exons: 7
Coding region: 1-3108 (1035 amino acids)
Biological process (GO): proteolysis
Molecular function (GO): serine-type endopeptidase activity
Source: RefSeq, a predicted model, not a curated record